GUGGCACGUGACAGGGAGAAGCCUCGGCUCGAUGCACAGAAUGCGGGGAUGACGCGGCUGCCACUGCGACCGCCCCUGCGACCGCCGAUCACGAUCGCCAUCCACUGCCACUCACCGACAGCUACUCCUUAUCUCUGACCUCCCACCACAUCAGUCAUCAACACACUCAACACACCUAUAUCAGCACACCAUGUCGCACCUCUCUUCCAACCCAAUUCCAUUCGCAGAGCCACCCUAUCUAUGUGGCCUCCCAUCACCAUACUACUCAACUGGCCAUCGUCGAUUCCAACAAGCGUGUCGCGCGUUCCUCUGGGAGCACCUACUCAGUCAUGCAACGGAUUACGAAAAGGCAGGCGAGGUCCCCAAACACGUCUUCGAAACCUUCUGCAAACACAACAUGUUGAUCCCGAACAUGGGCGCCCCGUUGCCGGUCGACUGGCUGAAGCGCUUGGGGAUCCACGACAUUCUGGGCGUCAAGGUGGAGGAGUGGGAUUAUCUAUACUCUGGGAUCUACUUUGAUGAGCUGUCACGGUCCGGUUUGGCUGGGCCUGGAGCGUCCCUCAAUGCCGGCUUUACCUUUGCUAUUCCUCCCGUCCUCAAAUACGGCAGUCCUGAACUGAAGGAACGCUUCCUCCCCGCCCUUCUGACCGGUCACAAGCGCUGCUGUAUCGCCAUCACGGAGCCCGAAGCAGGAAGCGAUGUCUCCAACAUCACAACGACGGCCACAAAGACGGCCGACGGGCAAUACUACCUGGUCAAUGGCGCCAAAAAGUGGAUCACCAACGGGAUCUGGUCGGACUACGCGACCAUGGCCGUCCGGACCGGCGGCCCGGGCGCAUCCGGUCUAUCAGUCAUGCUGGUCCCAUUGAAAGGCCACCCCGGGGUCAACAUGCGCCGGCUGAAGGUCACCGGCCAGCUCACCGGCGGAACAACCUAUAUCGAGCUGGACGAUGUGAAGGUGCCCGUGGGUAAUUUGAUCGGUCGCGAAGGCGACGGGAUGCAAAUGAUCAUGACCAACUUCAACCACGAGCGGCUCUCCAUCGCAGUCGGAGUCACGCGACAAGCCCGCGUGGCCCUUUCGAGUGCCUUCCAAUAUUGUCUUAAGCGGGAGGCCUUUGGCAAGACGCUGAUGGACCAACCGGUUGUGCGACAUCGACUGGCCAAGGCUGGUGCUGAACUGGAGACGCUGUGGGCAUUUCUGGAACAGCUGCUCUACCAAGUGUGUCAUUUGCCCAAGGAAGAGGCAGAUAAGAAGCUGGGUGGGAUCACUGCACUCGCCAAGGCCAAGGCGGGGAUGGUACUGAACGAAUGUGCGCAGUGCGCGGUUCUGUUGUUUGGCGGAGCUGGGUUCACACGCAGCGGACAGGGUGAGCUGGUCGAAGCGAUUCUCCGAGAAGUGCCUGGUGCUCGGAUUCCUGGGGGAAGUGAGGAUGUUCUGCUGGAUCUCGCAGUGCGACAGUUGGUGAAACUUUAUCAGAAGGGGGAGAAGCAGCUGAGGUCGAAGAUUUAGACGGACAUCAGGCUGGGAUUUCUCACCUUUGGUUUUGGUUACAGUGUAUAUUACGGUUAGACAAAUUCGACACUGAUUUCGACAACCUGGUGUUUCAUCCAUUCGCAAGAUCGGGGUGAAGUCUGGAAGCAAGGGCUUAUCAGUCCCGCUGCAGCUCCUUAUCGGAUCGUCCAGCCACGGCCCCGAUCAGGUGCUCGA
Messenger RNA from Aspergillus sclerotioniger CBS 115572, 1708 nucleotides. RefSeq names its product acyl-CoA dehydrogenase family protein. Bases 191 to 1510 code for a protein of 439 amino acids. Lineage: Eukaryota; Fungi; Ascomycota; Eurotiomycetes; Eurotiales; Aspergillaceae. The record is from RefSeq and is a predicted model, not a curated record. The transcript has 2 exons. Gene Ontology annotation, molecular function: oxidoreductase activity, acting on the CH-CH group of donors; flavin adenine dinucleotide binding.